Molecule: messenger RNA, 1974 nt
Organism: Aspergillus oryzae RIB40
Lineage: Eukaryota; Fungi; Ascomycota; Eurotiomycetes; Eurotiales; Aspergillaceae
Product: serine/threonine-protein kinase
Exons: 3
Coding region: 1-1974 (657 amino acids)
Biological process (GO): intracellular signal transduction; peptidyl-serine phosphorylation
Cellular component (GO): spindle pole body
Molecular function (GO): protein serine/threonine kinase activity; ATP binding
Source: RefSeq, a predicted model, not a curated record
AUGACACUCAACUUCGCCCGCGAGUCGAGCGAUCGACCUGCGCUCCGGCUGCCCAACCCCCCUCCUCUGCUACAUACCCGUUCGGGCAACGAGACUUUGGAUCGCCCCUCUACACCUUCUCAGAAUGGGUUUACUAGUCCUAUCCAGACGCCGCAGGGCAGUCCCAGCAAAAAUAGAUUUCCACCGGGCGCCCUAGACCUACCAAAUGUCUUCGAUAAAGCGAUGAAGCUCAACCCCACCUCGCCCAACAAGGGCACCUACGACCAUUACAGUCACCCCAUGUUUUCUCCGAAAAAAUCAGUGGAAGACUUCAGCGAGAGCGUCAUUCGACAGCCCCCAGGUAGUCCGACACGCAAAGCGAAUAAGGAGAACACACCACCGAGUCCGACGCGGGUGGGCAAAGACCUCGGUCCAAAUCCCGCUGCGGCCGCCAUCUCUCGUCACCAAACGUAUCAGCCACGCGAUGUAGAGAGCAUUCAGAGACGUCAGGUGCAGAUGAGGGGGUUGACACCAGAGGAGAUGGAGAAACUGCAGAACCCUCGGGUAAAACGAUUGGUAAACGUGACACAGCUCUAUUUUCUCGACCAUUAUUUCGACCUACUCAGUUAUGUGCACAAUCGCCAAACCCGCUACUCUCAAUUCCGAAAUGCCUACCCGGAGCCGCCCGCAACUCCCAUGGAUGACUACGAGCCGGCCCUUCUCAAAUAUUUGGGUCGGGAACGGGCCCACCUCCGCAAGCGCCGCACCCGGCUCCGCCAACACGAUUUCCAGAUCCUGACGCAGGUCGGCCAGGGUGGCUAUGGACAGGUGUAUUUGGCGCAGAAGAAGGAUACCCGGGAGGUGUGCGCAUUGAAGGUCAUGAGCAAAAAGCUACUGUUUAAGCUGGACGAGAUUCGGCAUAUUCUGACCGAGCGCGACAUCCUGACGGCCGCCAAGAGUGAAUGGCUAGUCAAGCUACUCUACGCUUUCCAGGAUGAGGACCAGAUUUACCUUGCGAUGGAGUAUGUACCCGGUGGAGAUUUCCGCACACUCCUCAACAAUACCGGAGUUCUGCACAACCGCCACGCGCGAUUCUAUAUUAGUGAGAUGUUCAGCUGCAUCGAUGCCCUGCAUGCGCUGGGGUACAUCCAUCGCGACUUGAAGCCAGAGAACUUCCUGAUCGAUUCCACGGGCCAUGUGAAGUUGACCGACUUUGGCUUGGCGGCAGGCAUGCUGAAUCCCGGCAAGAUCGAAUCCAUGCGCGUGAAGCUGGAGGAAGUGGGCAACACGCCAGUGCCAUUCGGUCGUCCAAUGGAGCAGCGCACGAUGGCCGAACGACGCCAGGGAUAUCGCACCCUCCGAGAGCGUCAAGUGAACUACGCCAAGUCCAUCGUCGGAUCACCCGAUUACAUGGCGCCGGAGGUAUUGAAGGGCGAGCAGUAUGAUUUCACAGUUGACUACUGGAGCUUGGGUUGCAUGCUGUUUGAGGCCCUGGCGGGAUACCCACCUUUUGCCGGCGCCACGGUAGAUGAGACGUGGCAGAAUCUGAAGAACUGGCAAAAGGUGCUUCGUAAACCAGUAUAUGAAGACCCGAACUACUUCCUGUCGCGACGGACGUGGGAUCUGAUCACGAAGUUGGUGGCUUCGAAGGAGAAACGGUUCAAGAAUAUCCAUGAGAUUCACGCCCAUGACUAUUUUGCGGAGGUUGACUUCAACCGGCUGCGCGAGCAGCGUGCGCCGUUUGUACCCGAACUGGAUUCGGAGACGGACGCAGGCUACUUCGACGACUUUACCAGCGAAGCGGACAUGGCCAAGUACAAGGAGGUCCAUGACAAGCAACGCGCAUUGGAGGAAAUGGCAGAACGAGACGAGAAGAUGGGCAAGGGUCUAUUCGUUGGAUUUACAUUCAGGCAUCGAAAACCGGCAAUGGACGGAGGACGCAGCUCACCGCGGAAACCCAUUGCGACAGACGGGUCGUUCGGGACGAUGUUCUAA